CAAUAGCAAAGGAUCCCCUUCAUCAUCAAAUUCCCAAUUUCUUCGGUCGCGACGCCGACGGGAAGCAAAUCGAUGGACGGCGGCGGCGGCAUGUUGGGCGCCGUGGUGUGCUUGCUGCUGGUCUUCGCCAUCUUCCCCCUCCUCCUCUGGCGCCGCCGCUCCGAUGCCGCCCACCGCCUCCCACCCCAGCCGCUCCAGGACGAACGUGUGCUCCGCGGCGGUCCCGCUCCCGGUCCGGCGGCGCGCCGCAUGCGCCGGAGGCCGCUCUCCACUUCGGCUGACGCUUCCACCAGCCGCGACCGCGAUGUCGACGACGCUGACAGUGACCUAGAGGAGGAGAUCCAGGAUGUCCCCAGGGGUUCCAAGAAGAAGGAGAAGAAAAGGCAAGACCGAGAGGCCCAGCGUCAGGCCGAAGAAGCAGCCCGGGAUUCGAGGAGGACUAAACAAGAUCGCUAUGCAGAAAUGAGGAGGAAGAAAGACGAAGAGCGUGAGGCACAAGAGAGACUUAUGGAAGAAGAAGCAAGGGCGAGGAAAGCCAAAGAGGAGGAAGCUGCUGCCUUGGAAUUUGAGAAAUGGAAAGGAGCCUUCUCAGUUGAUGCUGAAGGUACAACAGAGAGUGACACACAAGAUGAUGGCCAGGGUUUGCUCCACAAUUUUGUAGAGUACAUCAAGAACCAGAAGUGUGUUCCUCUAGAGGACCUUGCCGCAGAGUUCAGGAUGAGAACACAGGACUGUAUCAACCGGAUCAUUACACUUGAAGGCAUGGAUAGGCUAUCUGGUGUCAUGGAUGAUCGUGGGAAGUUCAUAUACAUAUCUACUGAGGAGAUGAAGGCUGUCGCAGAUUACAUCAGGAAACAAGGGAGGGUGAGCAUAUCACAUUUGGCCAGUAACUCAAAUCAAUUUAUUGAUUUGGAGCCAAAGCCCCAGUACAAUGAGGAGAGCAAUCUCGAUGAGAAUGCCGCAGCAGGCACCGAGCUUUGAGGAGACACUUGACCUCAUCUCAUCGCCCUAGCAUACCCUCCCUUUAUGUGAUAGAUUGGGUGGCCUUAUGGCGAUGACAAAGUUUGCUAACCUGAGCGAGGACUAAGGAUUUGUAUGAGAGUUGGUUCUCACAUGGUAAAUAUCAUGAAGGAUGAGCAAGUAUAAGGUUGGAAGAACAGAGUAUGCACUCUGCUUUUGCAGACUUGUGCAGCCUAUUUUACUAGUAGUACUAGUUCAUAGCGCUCUUAGGAACCUGUGUGUGCUCUGCAAUGCAAAACUAAUUAUUACAUGCUUCAUGAGCUGACAUAUUUUGUUGUAUAAGAUAACUAGACGAGAGCAAUUAAGUUGUUGAUAGCUUUUACCCUGAAAGAGUGGAGAGAUCAAGACAGAGCAAGGCACAUAUAUAUGAUGGUUUGAGCUCUGAAAGCUUUGGGACAUGUCACCGGAAGGAAGUCUCAAGGAAACACCAAUUCUCCCUUCUUCCCUUGGUAUAGAGUUUCUGUUUCAGAUCCAUGAUUGUGUAGUACAAGUGAACUUACACGGCUAAUCAUCGGAUAAUACUGGACGCUUAAAUAUACUAGUAUUAGUUA
Molecule: messenger RNA, 1571 nt
Organism: Oryza sativa Japonica Group (Japanese rice)
Lineage: Eukaryota; Viridiplantae; Streptophyta; Magnoliopsida; Poales; Poaceae
Source: RefSeq, a predicted model, not a curated record